This is a messenger RNA of Chaetomium globosum CBS 148.51, 594 nucleotides long. RefSeq lists its product as uncharacterized. The transcript has 4 exons. NCBI's taxonomy places the organism in Eukaryota, Fungi, Ascomycota, Sordariomycetes, Sordariales, Chaetomiaceae. Bases 1 to 594 code for a protein of 197 amino acids. The record is from RefSeq and is a predicted model, not a curated record.
AUGGCCGGGGAAACGAAGGCUCAGCAACACAACACCACGAUGGAAACGCAGUAUUUGGUAUUGACAAGUUCCAAACCGGGCGGGGGCGGUGAAGGUAGCGAUUUCCAUGUCUUCAACCUCGCACCACAUCACUACCAUCGAGCCGGAGGCCUCCCGCGUACCGGCGCCAUCAAUGUCACUUGCAACAUCGAACGAAGACUGCAUGGGGUUAUGUCUGCCGACAGCGACUACUACGCGACGUUGAUUGCAGGCGGCGGUAGCAUCGAGGCCGAGAAGAUCUCGUAUCCCAGCACUUACAGUCUCAUGCCGACAACACAAGAGGAAAUCACCACCAAGGGCGGGGAGACCACCGUGGGAAUCGAGCAGAUCGGCAGCCGAUUUAGACCGCCUUAUCGCAUUGCGACGUGGACCCUCUCUGAGAACGAGUCGCAGCGCUCCGGGCUUCCAGCCUCGCUCAAGGUCGCUGUGCUCGUCUCGAGGGAAGAUCGGAAGAAAUUCUUCUUUGUAUCGAGUAGGACACCAUGCCGCAACCAAUCCACAUCGAUAAGCCAACGACGUGCACUGUCGAUAACCCAAGUUACACGGCCACCAUAA